Molecule: messenger RNA, 4956 nt
Organism: Xenopus tropicalis (tropical clawed frog)
Lineage: Eukaryota; Metazoa; Chordata; Amphibia; Anura; Pipidae
Gene: fam168b
Product: family with sequence similarity 168 member B
Exons: 9
Coding region: 255-935 (226 amino acids)
Cellular component (GO): perinuclear region of cytoplasm; axon; plasma membrane
Source: RefSeq, a predicted model, not a curated record
GUUUGUGACGUCAGAAUCCCGCGAUGUGAGACUUGUGACGUCUGAAUUAGCUGUCCGGCAGCAGUAUCUGAGAUCUACACGGUAACGGCGUUGCAGGAUUUUGAAACAGCGAUCCGGGAUUGCGGCUUGUGUUAAGAAAACCGGCGCUGUCCCCUGAAAAGCGGGAGUGUUGGGCGAUUGAUAAAAAAAGGACUGAUCAGAGCCACCACAGAAAACUGAAGUUGAAACCCUACGUGCACAACAGCUCUAAAAUCAUGAAUCCUGUUUACAGCCCUGGUUCUUCUGGGGUUCCAUAUGCUAAUGCCAAAGGGAUUGGUUAUCCUGCAGGCUUCCCAAUGGGCUAUGCUGCAGCUGCUCCUGCGUAUUCUCCAAACAUGUAUGCUGGACCCAAUCCUGCUUUUCAACCAGAGUUAGAGCAUCCGUCACAUGUGCCUUCGGGUGUGCAAAUGUUCAUGUUCGGGCACACUUUCUCUGUUGCGAGAAACGGUGCAAUUCCUUCAGGGUACACACCAGGUACACCAUACAAAGUGUCAUGCUCACCCACCAGUGGGACGGUACCACCUUAUUCUUCAUCCCCAAAUCCUUACCAAACGGCAGUAUAUCCAGUAAGAAGUGCCUAUCCUCAGCAGAAUCCAUACGCACAGCAAGGGGCAUACUACACACAGCCUUUGUAUGCUGCACCCCCUCAUGUAAUUCACCACACUACUGUUGUGCAGCCCAAUGGAAUGCCUGCAACAAUGUAUCCUGCUCCAAUACCGCAACCCAGAGGCAAUGGAGUGGCUAUGGGGAUGGUGGCUGGGACAACCAUGGCAAUGUCAGCAGGUACUUUGUUGACAAGCCACUAUCCAACUCCUGUAGCUCCUCAUCAAGUCACUAUGCCAACGUAUCGGCCUCCAGGGACUCCAACUUAUAGUUAUGUCCCACCGCAGUGGUGAUAAGCUGAACAGUGUUUAAAGAUGGAAGAUAUGCAAGCAAGUUGAGGCUUAACAGAUGGUGCUGAUGCUUUUAAGCCUCUAGUGAGAAGUUUCUUCCUUCUGAAUUCUCUCUACACUUUGCCUAACACUAAUUCAGGAUCUCUGAAGAUUCCCAUUACUGCAUAUCUUAACAUCUUGGGACUCUAGUGGUUGUCUUAAAAUGAAAAUCCUGUUUUGUGGACAGUCUUGCAAUUUUUUUAGCUAAUUAUUAUGAUUAAAAGGGAGUACAAUGUUGUUUCAAUCCAUAUCUAGUUGAAUGCAUGUUAAGUACAGAGAUGACGCUUGCUCAGUUUAAAGCAGUGACAUAUGCAAAAACAAACAAACAUCAUAUGCAAAACCCAAAGGAACUGGGAGGAGCUUGGGAAGACCUUGUGCUACGUAUGCAUUUAUUAUGCAUGCAGGGUCCUAUGAUCUAGAGGCAAGACUAAGCAUUCCAGCAUGUACAUUCAUGUUAGUGUUGCUCAGAUCACAUUGGAGAUUGUUGCUAGUUACAUGGUGCCAUGUGUUAAUAACUUGAUUUCCACUCUCAGAUUAGUGUUACUCCGAAUUCAUUUUGUCUCUAGAAAUGUUGAGCUUGUCAUUUCUUUUCUUUUUUUUUUUUUUUUUUUCAAGUUUUGUGUUACAAUAGGAAUAGUGUAGAGAAAGUGUUGCCUCCAUUUUUGGAGACAAAAGUUUGAUGUCACCAGUUGCUGACUUUUUCCCCCCACUACAAUCAUCAACUGGCUGAACAAAAUGUACUCAUUAUAUAAGCAGCAAUUUACUCUCCAUGUAAUAACAUUCAUUUUAUUUAUAGGAUUAUCUUAGAAGCAAAUGUUCAUACUUCUAUCAUUCCAUAGAAGAGUUUUUCCUUUUUUUAAUUUUGUUUUUUUUGUGACUGGGUUUCCUUGUUUUGGGAGAUGACGCUAAAUGUUUCUGUGAGUCGCACAUUAUUUCAGAGAGUGAAAACUACAUUCUUCUGUCAAUCUGAUACUGACCUCAAACAUUUCUUUAAUACAGAGCUUAAUUUCUUCAGAAUUUCUUACAGAACUUUUCUUUUCCUUUAACAACGUCUUGGCGUGGCACAGUUGACUUUUUUUGGUUUCCGUUACAUAAUAAAGUAUAGCAGGUGAUCUUUCCUCAUUCUUUAGUUUUUUAGGGUAAAUGUUAACGUGCUUUAACAUUUGCUUCUGUUUUACACAGAGUAUUUAAACCUGCAUGUGUCCUGCCCACUAUUUGGGUAACCAGCGGCUGCAGGGGAUUUCCGUGGGUUUGGUGGUAAAGCUGCCUGUAAUGAAACGCCUGACAGAUAUAGAUUUCACACUACGAAACUAUACUCCUUAUAAGAAUUAUUCUAGUCAUGUAAUGAUGGCUUCACUUACAAGGUACUUUUUUUCUUUUGCACACAUUUGAUCACUGUUUUACCUUUCCUUAGAUUUAUUGGUGUAAGUGUGGGGGAAACUGCACGUCAUGUGACCGCUUUCCUCAGUCCUUAACUAUUUUAAAUAACGGCACUGUUCCUGAAAAUGAUUUGGGUAUUUUCCAGUAUAUGAAUAGGCAUGCACUGUGUAUGCACUCAUAGGUUCAGAAACGGCUUGCAAAAUACUUUUCAUGCGCAGAUUCAUUUCUUUAUCUCGUGUUCAAUACCUAUGUGAAUUUAGUAAUCCAUGUGUUUGGUAUUCAGAGGACUAAUUUGUCAUUUUCUGGUAAUUUAGAGCACCCAUGAAGUUGUUGGUGGUAUUAUUCAGCAACCUUCAUGGGUGCCUGCAUGGCUUACCCUUUCUACUGGAAUUAUUCAGAGACCUGGAUUUGGGAACCUGUGCAUGUCCUGCCUAGUAAUUCCCUAGCCACUGUUUCUUUUUAAAUUGGAUCUGCAUAGAACCUGCCAAUUGCACUCUCCUGGGACAAAGCCACCCCUUUCUCUUCUUCACAUGAUUACUUGGUUAAUGGCACUUCCACAAGCAAAUAUAUGUCUUAUUUAGAACGUUUGUUUAGCAGGACUACUACAUGCAGUGCACACUGAGGGUGAAAAUUACAUCGGGACAGGAGGGUUUUCUUUUAAGAGAACACGAGACUGUAACAAAAAGGUGAAGGUUUGUUAGUUUCAGCUGUAUUACUUUCUCUGAUUUAAUUAGCAUUUUACUUUUACAUCUCACAUUCCCUAAAUUGCUUAAAUAGGGUAUAGAAUAAGCAGUGAUUGCAGGUUGGUUAUCUUAUAAAGGGGCAGACCAUGCACACACACUAUUAUUAAGGGCUUGCAGGCCGUGCACACUCUAUAAUAUUAUAAAGGGCUUGCGGCCUGACACCCUUAGGAUCCCUAUAAAGGCUGCACUUGGUUGGGUGGAAGCAGGAUGCACUGCAGACGCUUGUGUGGUUUUUGGUUGAAUUGCAAAGGGUUACAGGUAUGUGCAAAGAGUUUGCCAGAUGAUCUACCCCUGAGUUAAUGGGUGGUGUAACUGCUUGUUUUUCUCUUAUUUUGUGAUGACAGUAUAACAAGGGACAUUUAGCUGUCUCUAAUCACACAUCUAAUGGAAAGCAUUUGAAGUUUCCUUCCUGCCCAAUGAAAGCAGAGAAGUGGAAGAGUGCAUGACCUAAAUGUACUAAAACUUCAUUAUUAACAUUCCAUUGAUGGUAAAGAUGCCAUUUUCCUUUUUCUCCAUGUCAGUGUAGUUUAUCUCUGUUACUCUUUUUCAUAGGCCAGGGCAUUUCCAAUAUUUGCAUUUCCCCCCAUUCCCUUUACUCUAGAGAGUCUUUUUCAUGCCCCCAUAGGAAAUACCAAAUGUAUCUGCUAAUAAAGCUUGGUUUCUCUACAUUCCCUGUUUAUUUACCAGUAAGGAUAAUUUCAUUAUGGGUAUUAAUCUAUAUCUAUAAUCUAGAGAAGCUGUUGAGUUCAAUCUGGCCUGUACCUGUUACAUGUUUUAGGUAUUCAUUUUCACAGAGCAAUGCUGGGCUGUUUUUUUUUUUUUUUUCAUAUUAUGAAUUAAAAAUCUGCACUCUUAAUGAAAUAAAUGAUAAUAUUCUUCUGUAUCCCCCUCUCCUGUGACAGCUCAAUUUCAUUGUCUAGGGGGGGCCCACACCAAUAUAAUUUGUCAAGAUCUGAUUCCAACUCCUGAAAGAAUGGAGACAGGUUGCUGUGAGGGGAUUACUGAAGAGUAACCUGAUUAUUUCAGAAACUGGGAAGAAUUGUUAAUUGAUUGUUAAUCCAUGGGAUGAAAGUUGUAUUUUAAAAAUUUUCACCACAGCUCCCAUAUAAAUGCAUUAUGGCAGCUAUAUUUAAUGUAUGCCAGCCAGCUAGUACAAACCCUAACAGCGACCAUAGGUGCAUGUUAUGAAAAAUGAGAGCUUGGUAGGUCCAAAGGGAAAGGGACACUGCAGUAAAUGCAAACCUGGUAGGUCCAAUGGGCAAGGGACGCUGUAGGAGACCGCAGCUAAUUUGCCUACUUACCCUGGUAAUAAGGGAAACCAAUAUAUGGCAGGAUCUCAUUCCUUGCUGUAUUGGAAAACAACCAAACAAAAUUAAUUGCCACAUGCACUUGGCAAGAAAAGACUAAUGACGACAAAGAAAAGCAAAGACCGGCAAAUACAUGGUACGUGACUGUGCUAGGCUCUGAUUUAGUAGUCGGUACCUCCGUAUGUGAAUGCUAUGCCCACCUUCCAUUUAGAAUUAAAAACGUAAGGCUCGUGUAUUUCUAUAGGCUUUGGAACAUAUUUUUUGUGUUUUUUUUUUUUUUUUUUGUAGAAGUUUUCCUUUACAUGCAGUUUUCAUACUUUUUAUACAUAGGUUAAUGUUGUCUUCCAAAAACAAAGCAUCAUAUAGACAUGAGACAGAUACUCUGAAUGUGGAGGGUAGGAGAGAGGCCAUUCUGAGCCGGUUCAAUUAUGGAUACUUUUUUGUAUAAUGUGAUUUAGAUGAGCUCAGAUUCAAAUUCUUUCAAAGCACGUUUAUUGUAACAAGAAUUGUUCUGUAUUAAUACUGUUUUGAAUAAAGAUUGACUUGUGUUGCUAA